CGCGGCGGCGGCGGCGGCGGCGGCCAUGGAGUUCCCGUUCGACGUGGCGGCGGUGCUGGGCGAGCGCUUCACCGUCGUGGACCAGCACCUGCGGCCCGCCGGGCGCCGCGGGCCCGCCCACCGGGGGGACCUGGAGCAGCAGCUGAGGACGGUCAUCGACGAGCUGGGCAAGGCCUCGGCCAAGGCCCAGGGCUUGCCGGCCCCCGUGACCAGCGCCGCCCGCCUGGAGACCAACCGCCACGUCCUCUACAUCCUGCGCGACGCCGAGGGCCGCCGGGCUGCCAAAGGCGCCGUGGUCGGCUUCCUCAAGGUGGGCUACAAGAAGCUUUUCCUGCUGGACCGCGACGGGACCCACAACGAAGCGGAGCCGCUCUGCGUCCUCGACUUCUACGUGCACGAGUCGCUGCAGCGGCACGGCUACGGCAAGGAGCUCUUCCAGCACAUGCUGCAGAGCGAACGCACCGAGCCGCGGCGCCUGGCCGUCGACCGCCCCUCCGCGAAGCUCCUCGCCUUCCUCCGCAAGCACUACGGCCUCGCCGACGCCAUCCCGCAGGUGAACAACUUCGUCAUCUUCGAGGGGUUUUUCGCCAACUGGCAAGCGCCGGCGCGCCGCCCGCCCCCCAAGCGCCCCGAGGAGCCCGUCAAGCCCUACUCGCUGCCCGAGCGCCGCUUCCUCGCCGAGGAGCUCGAGCCGCCGUGGCCCUUCAACGUGGCGCCGGGCCGGGCCGGCUCGCCGGUGCGCGGCAGCCUCCGGCCCUUCCUGCGCCCGAGCCGGAGCGCCGAGCCGGAGCCUCCGGAGCCGCCGCCGGAGCAGCCGCCGGGUCGCUGAGCGGCGCCGAGCGCUGAGG
Messenger RNA from Rhea pennata, 848 nucleotides. It is a transcript of the gene ATAT1, whose product is annotated as alpha tubulin acetyltransferase 1. The transcript has 10 exons. NCBI's taxonomy places the organism in Eukaryota, Metazoa, Chordata, Aves, Rheiformes, Rheidae. Gene Ontology annotation, cellular component: microtubule. The record is from RefSeq and is a predicted model, not a curated record. Gene Ontology annotation, biological process: alpha-tubulin acetylation. Gene Ontology annotation, molecular function: tubulin N-acetyltransferase activity. The coding region runs from base 26 to 829 and encodes 267 amino acids.